Vigna unguiculata (cowpea) is the source of this 1972-nucleotide messenger RNA. Its product is annotated as Pectinacetylesterase family protein. The record is from RefSeq and is a predicted model, not a curated record. Gene Ontology annotation, biological process: cell wall organization. Lineage: Eukaryota; Viridiplantae; Streptophyta; Magnoliopsida; Fabales; Fabaceae. Gene Ontology annotation, molecular function: pectin acetylesterase activity. Gene Ontology annotation, cellular component: plant-type cell wall.
GGGGUUGUUGUGAAGAUUCUGAUCUGCCUUUGCCUUAGAAUAUGCGAUUAGUUAUUGGAAUGGAAUGGAUCAGUGAUUGUGUUUGUGAUUCAUUUUGUGAAACUUACAGCAAACCUGUGCAGGGCAAUGCUUCCUUCACGUUGUUCCAUUAAUUUCUAGUGAUGACUGAAAUAAAUAAACGGAAAUCAAGAUUUUAGGAAGCUGUUUGUUUCACCAUUUUUGAUCACAACAUCGGAGUUUUUUUAGUCGCUGUAACUGCAAUUAUGGCACAUGUGUAUAUAGUUUCUGGCAAUAUCAAGGAUCACGACUGUGGCUGACUCCAAUUGAGAACCACGUCAAUGAAAAUGCAGGUUUUUGGAUUUGUUUGUGUGUGUGUGGAGACUAGUGGGAAUAGGGGCAUUGGGUUUUUUCGCCGUGGAAGGAAAGCAAUAUUCGCACACAAGUCAUAAAUUCAUCUAAGUUCUUCUAUAGGAAAUCAAACUUUUUGGCUCUACGAUUUUUGAAAUAUCAACUGCAUGAAUAGAUCCUUUUUCGAAUGGAGGGUGGGAGAAUAAGACAGUGGUUGAACCUUCUGGUUUGUGCACUGCUGUUGCUGAUAGCAGAGGCUUCUUAUGUGCCAAUCACCUAUCUUCAGAGCGCUGUAGCAAAAGGAGCAGUUUGUUUGGAUGGGAGUCCACCAGCUUACCAUUUUGACAAGGGAUCUGGAACAGGGAUUAACAGUUGGUUGGUUGCUUUUGAGGGAGGAGGAUGGUGCAACAAUGUCACUACUUGUCUCUCUCGCAAGACCAAUCGUUUAGGUUCAUCUAAGCAAAUGGCAAAGCAAAUUGCCUUUUCGGGAAUUAUGAGUAACAGGCAAAUGUUUAAUCCAGAUUUCUACAACUGGAACAGAGUCAAGGUUAGGUAUUGCGAUGGUUCAUCUUUUACUGGUGAUGUAGAAGAAGUCAAUCCAGUUACUAAGUUGCACUUUAGAGGAGCAAGGAUUUUUGCUGCUGUCAUGGAGGAUUUACUAGCAAAAGGAAUGAAAAAUGCUCGAAAUGCUAUUAUUUCUGGAUGUUCAGCUGGAGGAUUAACUUCAGUACUGCAUUGUGAUCGCUUUCGAGCUCUAUUACCUAUUGGAGCCAGAGUGAAAUGCCUCUCAGAUGCUGGUUAUUUUAUCAAUGCAAGGGAUGUCACUGGGGCAUACCACAUUCAACAGUACUUCGGUCAAGUUGUUGCUACGCAUGGCUCUGCUAGGAAUUUACCUCUGUCAUGCACUUCAAGACUUAGUCCAAAGCUAUGCUUUUUCCCACAAUACUUGGCAUCACAUAUCACUACGCCAAUCUUCUUUGUAAACGCCGCAUACGACUCAUGGCAGAUUAAGAACAUUUUGGCACCUGGUGUUGCUGAUCCUGAUGGGCAUUGGCAUAGCUGUAAACUUGAUAUAAACAACUGCUCACCUGAUCAACUAGAUCUAAUGCAAGGCUUCAGGACAGAAUUCUUAAGGGCAUUGACAGUGCUAGGCAACUCUUCAUACAAAGGAAUGUUCAUAGACUCUUGCUAUGCUCACUGCCAAACUGAAAUGCAGGAAACAUGGUUGAGAAGUGAUUCUCCAGAGCUGGAAAAGACAACAAUUGCAAAGGCUGUAGCAGACUGGUUUUAUGAAAGAAGGACUUUCCAUCAGAUAGAUUGCCCUUACCCCUGCAACCCCACAUGUCACAACCGCGUUUUCGAACCACAAGACGGCCACCAAGGAAAAAAUGUGACCUCGAAAGGAACGUCAGAUGCAUCAGCCAGAAAGCUCAAUUUUCCGAAACUAACAACAAACAAGGCACGAUGGAUUGAGCUGGUGUGCAUUAAUGGAGGGAUCAAUGGGCUUCUACUAACGUUGGGUCUUAUGAUCAUCAUAUAAAAGCUGGUUUGAAUUCUGACACGGCUGGACCAUCUCUUCCACUGUCUUCCAUAGGAAGCAGGAAAAAGCCAAUCCCAUUGGAUU